Molecule: messenger RNA, 1751 nt
Organism: Capra hircus (goat)
Lineage: Eukaryota; Metazoa; Chordata; Mammalia; Artiodactyla; Bovidae
Product: apolipoprotein F
Exons: 2
Coding region: 19-1035 (338 amino acids)
Biological process (GO): cholesterol metabolic process
Source: RefSeq, a predicted model, not a curated record
AGUAUAUCUGCUCUCUUCAUGGGGCAGAGGAGUCAGCAGAACAGGAUUGAGGAGCUACCAAAUCCAUCAAGGCAGUCUCACUUCUUAAUCACCGGACGGUGCGUGCGCUCCGUUACGAACCUGCAUGGUCUCAGACUCAUCAUGUUACCAGCUGAGCUACUUCUUUGCUGCUUCCUGCUGCACGCUGCAAAGGCCAUUUCAUCUGGAAACCAGAUGGAUGUCUUACUACAUCUUCCUUCACCCUUGGAAUCCUCGCUAACUUCCUCAUACUCCUUGUCUUGCCAGACCCUUCUUCCCAAAUCCCUCCCUGGCUUCACUCAGAUGGCCCCUCUCCCCAGGUUUCUGGUAAGCUUGCCACUGAUGAUCGCCCUGGAGAAAGCUGGUUGUCAAGCUGAUGUACAGGUCCUGCAGCUUCAGCUGUACCACCAUGGGGGUGUAAAUGCUACGCAGACCCUCAUCAGACAUCUUCAAGAGCUAGAGAAAAGCAGAAGCACAGGGAGGGGAGUGUCAGUAGAUGCUCUGGCCUCUGCUCUGCAGCUGUGGGCUAGAGAGAACCCUGGCCCACAGAGAGCCCGACGAUCACCCUCCAUCACAAACUGUGAGCAGGAGCAGGAGCAGAGGGUGCACAGUAUAGUCCAGAUGUUGCCGGGAGUGGGAACCUUCUACAACCUGGGCACAGCAAUGUAUUAUGCUGUUCAGAACUGCUCGGACAUGGCCAAGGAACGAGGCCGAGAUGGGGUCAUAGAUCUGGGUUAUGAUCUUCUGAUGGCCAUGGCUGGAGCGUCAGGGGGACCCACAGGACUAAUGAUCGGUAUUGCACUUAAACCUGCACUGAAGGCUGGGGUUCAGCGGUUGAUCCAGUAUUACUAUGAGAGAGAGGCAAACACCCCUCCACCAGAGACCAGCAAGGAGGUCUUGCAGAGCACCUCAGAUAUGAGCGAAGUGAAAGAAACAACUAUCAUGGCCCCUUUCGUGUCAGAAGUAGUAAGUUCAAAUCCAUGCUGGGGUGGACCUUAUUCAACAACUGUGGCUUAGAUCCUAGGUAUUGGAAUAUUGGGAUGUAAAAGAAGGUGGUAGGAUGCAACCGUUAGAACUCCACCCUUUCACUGACAGAGGGCCUAGGUUCAACCCCUGGUCAGGGAACUAAGAUCAUGCAAGCCGUGCAGCACAGCCAAAAUAAAAAAAGAUGGUGACCUCUGAGUAAAGAGAAUUCAAUCCAGUCCACUUAAUCCAGCAGAACUCUACUCUGAUUCCUUCCCUUCUAUAAACUACCAUUCAUAACCAGAUCAGGAUUAAGUGUUCUGAGAUUACAAACAGGCAAAGAAAGAGGGGAAUGAGAAGAGCUAACCUUUUUCUGCUCACCUUUUGGCGGUGUGGCCAAAAAUAAAUAAGUAAAUAAUAAAAGAAGGUGGUAAACACGAUGACUAGAUCUCGUAUUCUGAUAAAUUGUAAUGUGUGUGUUCAAAAUCCAAAUCUCUGAUUUCUUAUCAAGGAGAAAAGCAGUACUGUAACGUGUAAGAGUUUUAAAAUUUGUGGUUUGGAAUCAGAGGAUUUGGCUUUGAAUUCAGGCUCCACUUGUUAGAGCUUCAGUGAUCACUGACUAGCAACUUGUUUCUGCAAACUCAGUUUUUUUAAAUUUUUAAAGUGAGGGUAAUGAUUUGCAUCUCAAUAGGUUUCGUGGAAAUUAAAAACGAUACGCUGUACUAAUGCUUAGCACCGCACCAACAAUAAAGAAGCUUUUGUCACUGUUA